Molecule: messenger RNA, 3533 nt
Organism: Eptesicus fuscus (big brown bat)
Lineage: Eukaryota; Metazoa; Chordata; Mammalia; Chiroptera; Vespertilionidae
Gene: UNC119B
Product: unc-119 lipid binding chaperone B
Exons: 5
Coding region: 22-777 (251 amino acids)
Biological process (GO): lipoprotein transport; cilium assembly; nervous system development
Cellular component (GO): cilium
Molecular function (GO): lipid binding
Source: RefSeq, a predicted model, not a curated record
GGCCAUCUUGGCGCCGGAGCGAUGAGCGGGUCGAACCCGAAAGCGGCGGGCGCGGGCUCGACGGCCGGGCCCCGUGGGCUGGUGGCUGGCAAGGAGGAGAAGAAGAAGGCGGGCGGCGGCGUCCUGAACCGGCUCAAGGCGCGGCGGCAGGCGCCCCACCACGCGGCCGACGACGGCAUCGGGGCAGCGGUUACGGAGCAGGAGCUGCUGGCCCUGGACGCCAUCCGGCCCGAGCACGUCCUGCGCCUCGGCCGGGUCACCGAGAAUUAUUUGUGUAAACCCGAAGACAACAUCUACAGCAUUGAUUUCACCCGCUUCAAAAUUCGAGAUUUGGAGACAGGGACAGUGCUGUUUGAGAUCGCGAAGCCCUGUGUUUCAGACCAAGAGGAGGAGGAGGAGGAGGCGGGUGGAGAUGCGGAUAUCAGUGCAGGACGCUUUGUCCGCUAUCAGUUCACACCAGCAUUUCUCCGCCUCCGGACAGUCGGCGCUACGGUGGAGUUCACCGUGGGAGACAAACCUGUGUCAAACUUCCGGAUGAUCGAACGGCACUAUUUCCGGGAGUGCUUGCUGAAAAACUUUGACUUUGAUUUCGGCUUCUGCAUCCCCAGCAGCAGGAACACUUGUGAACAUAUCUACGAGUUUCCCCAGCUUUCGGAGGAUGUCAUUCGUCUGAUGAUUGAAAAUCCCUACGAGACCCGUUCUGACAGCUUCUACUUUGUUGACAACAAGCUGAUAAUGCACAACAAGGCUGACUAUGCCUAUAACGGAGGCCAGUAACCGCCGUGGGACUGGACAGGGGAGUGCUUUGCUGCCGCCAUGGUCCUGGCACCUGGAAGUGGUUAAAGCUGCUGGAUGUCACGCACCUGGGACCUGGCCCCAGGAAGCCACGGCUGGGGGGCAGUUUCCGGUGCUUCGAGAGAGGUGCCAAGCAGUGCUGUGUUUCCUUCCCCAGUAUUUUCUCUUCCCUCUUCCCCCUGCCCUUUAGGUCAGAGGUACUAUAUAGUAAAGAUUAGGAUGAGGUUCCUCAAGUCCGGAUUAAAAAAGAAAGAUGAUUUUCAUGUAGUCAUAGCUGCCUAGUGGUUGUCCUGACGAGCCUGGGUCUCUGGCAGGGCUGUGCCCGGGCGAGGAGGCUCCGCCGCCCUGCAGGUUCGAGCCUUCUGCAGGAACUGGGUGCUGUGAGGAGCUGCGAGGUCAGCCUCUUCCGGCAUCUUCUCCUAUUUCUGGGGUUGCCAUCGGCACAGUCUGACCUCGGCCUAUGCACAGUUAUAAACCAAAUGGAAAGAAACUUGAAAGGGGGUGGAGGGGAGGAAUGGCGCCAAGAGGUGAGGCUCGAGGGCUGGUAAGGCUGCCACACCGCCAGGCCCACUGUGUGGAGAGGCCUGCUUACCUGUCUGACCUGCAAGGUCCCAGGCAGUCCUCCCGGGACCCAGCCCGGUGUCAGCUGGCAGUGCCUUCUGCCCUCAUUCUGGAGGGAGAGGAGCUUGCCUGCUGCUGGCUCCUGACCCGAGUGCCUUCUGAAACGGAACGUGGCGGUUUCGCUUUGGAAGUCCUCUCUCGCGGCAGAGCAGGCCUCAUUGUGUGUGGUUUUUUCCAGGCUUUUUGGGAGGUCGUAGGAAAUGCCAGUGGUGACGCGGUUAGACUUCUGACAGCACAGCUCAGGCUCUGGGGCUCCCCUGGCUCACGCUGAGGCUGGUGCAGUCACUGACCAGCAGCCGCUAAAGGCCGCUUUGGAUUCCUGCUCAGCAUAGCCUGGAGGACUGGCUUUGGAGGGGGAUUUGCCUCUAAAACUGCGGUCUUCUUACUUAGGGUUUUUCUGUCUGCCUUGCUGCUGCAGUUGUUUCCGGAACCAUCCGGGCAGGUCACACCUAAGGAAUGCAUAUCUGGUCCUUGGAAUCUUUUUGGGUGUGAGGCUUCUCCGCCUGUUUCACCUGUGCCAGAGGGAUGUGUUCUCAGAAAAGCUUCCUUGCACGUCCUGCUACUUCGAUCCUCAGGCCUUUAUUGGAUGGACUCCCCUCCUUCGCCCCCUGUGGUUGUCUGCCUGUGGGUGACGUUAGGUGCUUUAAGACCAGGCUGUAGCACUGAUGGGCAGGCGCUGUAGGGAGGGCCCAGGGAUGUGGUAACGGUCACUGUCAGUGACCCAGUGACUGACAGGAGAGCUGUUUCCCAAAGCGCUGGGGAGGAAGGCCGAGGGCCAGGGAAGGAAGGGCCGCGCUGGGCCACAGCAGCCCCUGUGCGUUCGUGGACCAGUGUGGCUCCGUUUGCAUUCUAGAGUGUGAGUGGUCUUGAGCCUCGGCGUGGUGCUGUGGACCAGGCCAGAGUCCAGGCUGUGCCAGAUGCUGACGCUUUCUUACCGAGAAAGCCCUGGGCUAGCCCUGUGUGCCAGCACCGGGUCCGACCAAUGAGGGAAGGGCGGUCCAGCACCCUGCAGACCGGGAAGUCUCAGCACUGGAGCGGAUACAAACCAGGUGCCUUACGUGGGCUCUGCCCCACACGCUGCUGGGGGGGCUGCCGCGCCCUGGCUCCCCCAUCCGCCCGCCGGCGGACAGCAGCCCUGCUCUUGCCCUCAUCGUGGCUCCGCUAGCACCUCGUGCCUGUCGAGCUUCAGAAGCCCCGUCUGUGACGACCCCCGAUCAGGAGGGUUCCUACCGUUUGAUGUUUCGUUCGCGUCAGGAGGUGGUUUCUGGAGUGCCCGGAGCUCUGCUCAGUAGAGGGUGCCUUGGAAACGUGUCCCAGGGCAGCCUGGGUCUUGUAUAUGAUGGGCUCUUGGCCGCGGUGUUAGCUUUGCGAGGAGGAGGGCCAGCAGGGCAGAGGGGCAGGCACUCAGGCUUGAAGCGCGGCGUCCUCCCCACUAGCUGCCUUAGUCUCCCCGGAGACCACUUUGAGGCCAAGUGCUCACCCUGCCCAGUAGGUCAGGGUUGGCCGUCCUCUGCCCGGAGUCUGGUGCUCUGUACCCGAGACUGGUUUCUUGGGUCCCCUGCUCAGGGAAUCUUGAGAAGCAUCACCACUCCGGGUGUUAACCAGGGUGAGUUUGAAGUUCAAGUUUUUGUUCCUGAAUUGGGCAGAGAAUUGGAAGUCAUACUUUCUCUGAAAGUAUCUGAACCAGUCAAAAGCGGAAUCGGGGCUGGAGGCCAACGCUAGUGAGAAACCUGGACUGUUGAUGCCGUUAUCUGUGGGUAAUACGAUGGGAGGAAAAAAGCCCUGCAGCCUGGCUGGUAGGCUCAGUGAGUAGAGCGUUGGCCCGAGGACUGAAGGGUCCCAGAUUCAGUUCCAGUCCAGGGCAUGUACCUCGGUGGCAGGCUUGAUCCCCAGCCCAGCCCUGGUCUCAGGGCGUGUGCAGGAGGCAACCAAUUGAUUAGUCUCUCACAUCGGUGUUUCUCUCUGUGUGUCUCUCCCCCUCCCUCCCACACUCUCUAAAAAUCAAUGGGGGGGAAUAUCCUUUGGAGAGGAAUUAACAACAACAAAAAGCCCCUGCGUGCUCUCUCUUCAGAGCUGGCAACGGAGGGACCGCUCCUGGAGGGAGCACCUCCCCGGGG